AUGCACAAUGGCAACGGAAACGGCGGGUUUCCAUGGCGGCAGCAGCAGGCCAUGUACUCGUGCCGCCAGAACCCAUAUGGUGGGGGCCGCCCGGAUGCGAACGUUAUGGCUGUGCGCCAGCAGCAGCAACUUCAGUACUAUCAACAGCAGCGGACGCAAGGCAUGUGGAUCGCGGGUGCGAAUCAGAUGUACCCUGGCGUGGGCGCUAACAUGCGAAACGGCAACUUGAUGAUGCAGCAGCGCCGCUACUUUGGUCAUGAUGGAGAUGGCAUGCAUCAGUACCACCAGCACCAGCGGCAGUUUAGGCGUGAGAACAAUGUGAACCCGACUGUGCCGCAGCAAGAAGGCCUGGCGGAAUCACGCCCUGGCCGAACACCAUGCAGCAGCAGCUGGUGGUCGUCCGUAUUGCCACACAUGCGUUUAGUCGAUAGCCCGUGCGGCAUUGACCUUGACGUCGAGGACGAAAACGCAAACGUGAUGGAGGAACUAAGGAAGACAGGAUCGAAGGCAGGGACAGGGAUGAGCAAUGACACGGAAGUGGCAGCGCCGGCAUUUGUGGGCGCCUUCGAGAGUGCGAAAGGGGCGGGCGAACUUCCGCAGCUCAUCCCUACCCUGGCUUUGGUUCUCAGCCCUGCAGUGGCCGCCGGCAGAGAGGAGCGGAAGAGCGCAGAGAGAGACGGUAUGCAGGUGACCAACCUAUAUCAGUCGAAUGCGCACCCGCAGCAACAUCCGGGGCAGUCGCAAGCAUCCCUGCAGUCUAGAACGGACGGCGUGCCGCCGCCGCGACAACAGAAGCCGCAGCAGCACCUCUCGGGCGACUACAGUGCUGUCGCAGGCAGCCUCGACCAACAGGCGAUAGGCGAUGCUGAGGGAAAGGAGGGGGAGCACGGGGCGGGCAAGCAGUCUCGAAGCGCACAGCCACGCAGUGCCGACAGCGAGGACAGUGCCGGCGGUAUGGCAGGGGCUCAACCGGCGCUGCGCAAAUGCCAGUCAGAGGGCGAGCCCCGCACCGGAAGUGCGCAGCAGGACCAGGGAACGGUGGCGCUGAGGCUCAUACACACUCCCCGCUGUACCAUCGGGGAGCAUCAAGAGCCACCAACGCUGCCGCAGGCGGCAUCUGACUCUGCGCAUGACUUUCCUCGCGGCGGUGCUCGCUACUCUUACAUGGGCGGUCACAAUGAAGCGGACGAAGAAGAGGACAAGGACGACGGUGGAUGCAACAACUCUGAUGAGUACAGUGGCGACAGCGACAGCGACGGCAGUGGUGGUAGCUCCUCCUCCAGCUUCGACAGCGACAGCGAGGGGAGCGACACCGACGACGAAGCCGAGUGCAGCACAAUGCGGCACAACUCGCAGAGCGCCUUUGGAGGGCAGAGCACUUUGGAGUACAGCACAUUUCACGGCGCGUCGACGUCGAACUUGCCGAGUGAUGCGCCGUUAAUCGGCGCGCUGGGCCAGCCACACCACACAACCGCGCCGAAUGCGGGCAUCCGCGGCGUUGCCAUGAGCUCCUUCAGCCUAUGCCACUCUGUGAUCCACACCCCGCCGGCUAAUGCCGUCUUCGCCGGCAACAGCGCUACUGUACACAACAACUCAACCUCCACGGCAACGGGCACGGAGGACUCGGACAAGCACGGCUACGAGACUGGAAUUCUGAUGACGGCAGAGACAGUCCUCAAGCAUACAAAUCGGACGGGUCCGGUGGGCGCGGGCGCCGCUGAAGGGGUGCCCUCUCCCCGCACGGGCACGCCACCCAGCACGGCCACAACGCUAACAGCCACGAAGGCCGUCCCACCGGCGGCCACAAAGAGGAAAGAAGAUGCGCCAGCGCUGCCCAGACAGGUGGUGCGGAGACGCAAGUCGGUUUCAUCUUCUGUGAAGACACUUGCAGCCCGCAGUGGCACUAGCGCCACCAACGAUGCCUCGAAGACUGCGGCGGCGCCAUUGCCCGGUGUGCACCCCAGCAGCAAACCGGAGCGUCUCAAGAGCGGUGCCGCGACGGCAGAGCUCCAGCCGAUGAAGGGCGCGUCGAAGAGCCCUGAUAGCAGCAAGGCGGUUAGUUCCACAGGCAAGGAUGAGAACCCCCUUCCUACACCUUCGAAUAUUAAGUGUACCGCUUCGGUGAAGAACAAGAAGACGGCGAAAGUGGCGACCACGGCGUCAGAACGCGCGACCGCCUCUGUUACAACCACCACGCCGAUAGCAGUCCAGGCCCCGCAAGCCCCGCCGCUCCCCACGACCGGGACUCAGCACGUGCUUAGUAAACCGAUGAACUCCCUGAGAUCUGUACAAGGACUGAGUUCGCACGGCAAGCAAAGAGCGGCUCCUCCACGGCUCGGCAAGGCCAAGACGGCUGCGAUGGCCGUCACGAAUCAGUCGACCGCGAAGUUUCACCAACCUCCGUCGGCAGCAACGUCUACCGUGGCCCCAUACUUCGCAACUGACCCGCCACUCCCUACCAAUGCCGGCAGUGCGGCGUGGGCCACCGCCGGUGCUGCUUCCGUGGCGGAGCCGAAGCCUGUAGCGCAGCCCUCCGCGACCCUCCUUCGCAGGUCUCCCGCCUGGUCCUCUCCGGACGGCAGUGCACCCGUGCCCGACGCAUCUCCGACACCCUUAGUCGCCGCACGCUCGUUGUCCACCCUCAGUGGCAAGGUGCCAGCUGGCUCGGAGAGCAUCACAGCAACAGAAAAGGCGGCCUCUACGGCUCCAUUUGAGGGCACUCUGUCAGACAUCGGGUCACGUGGCGAUCGUCUUCACGGUGCGGUGGCGCAGUCGCUGCGUAUCAACCUCUUUCGAUCCCCACAACCCCGACCGCCGGCACCGCUGUCGCAGGUUGCUGGAGAGGCAGCAGGGAACCCGCCGUCCAGCGCAGCGGCUGCGAGGGCGGCCGUCGCCCAUCAUCGCCUGCAGCCACAGCGACCCAGCAACGCCUCAUUGAGAGAAUUAAGUACUGCGAAGAAUGCGCUGGGAAAGAAGGGCAAGGCGGCUGUAGCACGAGCAACGCCACCGAACGAGGCCACAGCGUCGGUACCUAAGUCAUCCGCCACUGCUGGUGCCCCAAAGAGCCUCAGCACUGAGUUACUGAGCAGCAUCGCGCCUUCAAAGCCGACCAGCGCCACCGCGACCGCAGCAGUGAUACCGCCGGCACGUGAUGCAACGGCCGAUGUAACGACAAGCUCCCCAUCCAUGGCAACAGGCACCAGCAUUCCCACCGCUACAGUGAAAAGCCUUGCAACGCCGUCAGCGACGAAGAAUUCGCUUACCACGGUCAGCUCCGCAGCCGCGAAGCCGUCUGCGAACGGUGUGAUCAAGACCGCUGUUGUAAGCGCCUUGGGGAACACGGGGAAGCAGUCCUUUCCGACGUCUUCCGGGUCGAACAGCAGUGCCGCCGCCUCGACUUCAAGGGGAAGGCCGCCGCCUCUGUCGGUGCUGGUCUGGAUGAAUCAGCCCAAGACCAUCACCAAAGCGGCGGCGGCGCCGCCAGGCUCAUUGGUGUCUGUGAGUCGAGACAGCAACACCCCUUCCCAUCACAAUAACCAGAAGUUGAUUACGAACGGCGAUGACGACGACGACGCGUGGCUGGAUGACCCGUACGACUACUACGGCUACGGUGAGGCAGACCUGCCGGACUCGAAGAACUACUCCGCCGUGAAGCCGUCGCCGCCAAAGGCGCCGGCUAGCAAUCACGCCACGCACAGACACUCGAUGGUAGGUAGCCUAGCCGUGUCCCCACUCAACGCCUCUAGUACCGUGGGCAAGACCGAUGCAGCCAGCGGUGCUGGGGCAAGGCUGCGGCCAUUGGGCAACGCCGACAUGCUGGAGGAGAUGGGGUACAUGUACCACUUGUAG
Leishmania major strain Friedlin is the source of this 3849-nucleotide messenger RNA. RefSeq lists its product as hypothetical. The transcript has a single exon. NCBI's taxonomy places the organism in Eukaryota, Euglenozoa, Kinetoplastea, Trypanosomatida, Trypanosomatidae. The record is from RefSeq and is a predicted model, not a curated record. Bases 1 to 3849 code for a protein of 1282 amino acids.